CUCAUGUGACCAUCACCACAAUCAAAGUACUAAGUAUAUCCAUCAUCUCCAAAAGUUUCUUUUCACAAAGAAACCUUCGUUGUUUCAGUAUUGCUGCUUUCACGGUAAGAACAUCCAAGAUGAGAGAGUAUGCUACCAUUGCCAUCACCACCACCAUCGCCAUGAACAGUGUCACGCAGAUUCACACAUGGAGCUUCAGUCGUACAACCAAUGCUUCGAUCGUUGGUUUGUGGAGAAGUUUCUCAAGGGGGACAGCUCUGGGGAGCCGUGCUCCAACCUCUUCAAGUAUUACCUGCAGUGUGUUCAGAAAGGAAUAGCAGAGAGAAUCCCUGUUGAAGGACUGAAGUUCAUGGGCCAUGGCGAAGAAAAGCAUGAAGAGUCUACUUGACCUUGAAAAUGGAUUCCUCAGAUCAUGCAGUUAAGGACUCUGGAUUUUGUCAACCAAGUCCGUGAAGACGGCCAUCUGGUUUGACGGGGAAUUUAGGCAAGAGAAGUUUUGUUUCCUCCUUCUUGAUGUUUUCCUCUCACUUGUAAAAGAUGAUGAUCUCUCAC
This is a messenger RNA of Callithrix jacchus (white-tufted-ear marmoset), 552 nucleotides long. NCBI's taxonomy places the organism in Eukaryota, Metazoa, Chordata, Mammalia, Primates, Cebidae. The record is from RefSeq and is a predicted model, not a curated record.